This is a messenger RNA of Apus apus (common swift), 3656 nucleotides long. It is a transcript of the gene FSTL4, whose product is annotated as follistatin like 4. Gene Ontology annotation, biological process: regulation of BMP signaling pathway; multicellular organism development; cell differentiation. The transcript has 16 exons. The record is from RefSeq and is a predicted model, not a curated record. The coding region runs from base 51 to 2576 and encodes 841 amino acids. Lineage: Eukaryota; Metazoa; Chordata; Aves; Apodiformes; Apodidae. Gene Ontology annotation, molecular function: calcium ion binding; protein binding.
GUCUCGCCCGCAGCCGCUCCCGCGCCGCCGCUCCGCUCCCCAGACGUGACAUGAUGAAAUCAAGAAGCUUUUGGUUACCUCUCGUAUUGCUUGGGGUUUUCCCGUCGGUCACAAGGGGAUGGAUGGAUGUGGAUGGGAGCAGAAGGCUUUACUCGGAUGCAGGGAGGUUACACCAGGAGGACUCCAGAAGGUUUGAAGUUACACGAAGAAAAGUGCUCUAUGGGCAGGAUGGUCUGCACGCCUCCUGUGAGAAGAAGUACUGUGGCCGGGGGAGUAAGUGUGUGGUGAACAAGGACACCAACCAGCCCGAGUGCAGAUGUGUAGAAGAUUGCAAGUCCAGCUACAUGCCUGUGUGUGGAUCUGAUGGCAGAUUUUAUGAAAACCACUGUCAACUGCAUCGAGCCUCUUGUCUGCAGAGGAAGAAAAUCUACAUUAUCCACAGCAAGGACUGCUUCUUCAAAGGUGACAGCUGUACCAUGGCAGACUACAGCCGGUUGAAGAACAUCCUGCUGGACCUGCAAGCCCAUCGGCACAGCCCCCCAGCCCGCCCGGCCCAGGACAGGGUCUCCCAGAAGCGCCUCUUAGUGGAAGAAAUGUUCCAGCACUUGGAUGGGAACAGCGACGGGCACCUCAGCAGCUCGGAGCUGGCUCAGCUAAUGAAGAGGGAGGACCUGGAAGAUGAUUUCCUGGGUUGUACACUGGAAGACCUGCUCCGGUUUGAUGACUACAACAACGACGGCCACUUAACCCUGCAUGAGCUCUACACAGCCUUCCAGGUGGUUCAGCUGAGCCUGCCAGAGGAGCAGAAGAUCAGCCUGACCACCAUCACCGUUGGCCUGAGCACCGUCCUGACCUGCGGCAUCCGCGGGACUCUGCGACCUCCCAUCAUCUGGAAGCGCAACGGCGUGAUCCUCAACUUCCUCGACCUGGAGGAUAUCAAUGAUUUUGGAGAAGACGAUUCCCUCUACAUCACCAAGGUAACAACUAUUCACAUGGGCAAUUACACCUGUCAUGCCUACGGCUACGAAGAGCUGUAUCAGACCCACAUCCUUCAGGUGAAUGUGCCCCCAGUGAUUCGUGUCUACCCGGAGACGCAGGCGCAGGAGCCGGGCGUGUCGGCCAGCCUCAAGUGUCACGCCGAAGGGAUCCCUAAUCCCCGGAUCACCUGGCUGAAGAAUGGCCUGGAUAUCAUGCCAAAGCUAUCCAAACAGCUAGUGCUCCUCGCAAACGGAAGUGAACUUCAUAUCAGUAGCGUUCGAUACGAAGACACUGGUGCCUACACCUGCAUUGCCAAAAAUGAGGUGGGAGUGGACGAGGACAUAUCUUCACUUUUCAUAGAAGACUCAGCAAGAAAGACCCUUGCAAACAUACUGUGGCGAGAGGAAGGCCUGAGUGUUGGGAACAUGUUCUAUGUCUUUUCUGAUGAUGGGAUCACAGUCCUUCAGCCGAACGAAUGUGAAAUCCGGAGACACAUCAGGCCUGAAGAGAGGAUUUUCACAAGUUCUGAAGAGAUCUGUCCUAGAGUGGAAGGGGAAGGCACUCGGUCCUGCCUCUGGGCUUCAGCAGUCAACGUCAGAGACAAGUACAUUUACGUGACACAGCCUAAGCAGAACAGAGUCAUGAUAGUUGAUAUCCAGACUCAGAAAGCCGUGCAGUACUUGGAUGUUGACCCGGUACCAACCAAAUUACAUUAUGACAAGUCCCACGACCAAGUCUGGGUGCUCAGCUGGGGUGACAUGCACAAGUCCUCACCGACACUGCAGGUGAUAGCAGAGGCGAGCGCAGGGGAGGAUCAGCACGUUAUCCGCACGCCGUUUGAAGGAGUGGAUGAUUUUUUUAUACCACCUACAAAUCUAAUUAUUAAUCACGUUAGGUUUGGCUUCAUCUUUAACAAAUCGAAAUCUGCAGUUCACAAAAUUGAUCUGGAAACUGUGACCCACAUCAAGACUAUCAACUUCAAAAACUACAGCUGCGUGCCGCAGACCAUGGCUUACACCCACCUGGGCGGUUACUUCUUUGUCCAGUGUAGGAGGAGCAGGUCAGUGGCUGUGACACCACAGCUCAUCAUUGACAGUGUCAGCGAUGCUGUCAUCGGCCCCAACGGCGACGUGUCGGGCACACCUCACGUCUCACCCGACGGACGCUACUUGGUCAGUGCAGAUGAAGCCAGUGGCAGGAUCAAAGUCCAGGCUCUGACUGUCCGAGGGGAAAUCAAGUUGAUUUAUGACUUACAGACAAGCAUACGUGUAUCUGAUCUGACAUUUCAACCCUCUUUCACUGAAGGCAAUCAGUACUAUAUAUAUGCUACUUCGCAUUUGCAAACAGAUGUGCUUUUUGUAGAGCUGUCAACGGGGAAAAUGAAUGUACUGAAGAAUCUAAAGGACCCUAUCACAUCCAAAGACUGGCCCUGGAGCAACUACAACAGAAUUAUGAAAGACAGUGGAUUAUUUGGACAGUAUCUCAUUACACCAGCUAAAGAGUCGUUGUUUGUUAUAAAUGGGAGGCAAAAUACGUUACGUUGUGAGGUUUCAGGUAUAAGGAGGGGUAACACAAUUGUCUGGGUGGGAGAGGUAUGAAAGGGCAAUAGCAGUAGAGCCUUCAGCAGGCAAGUACCAGUUGGACUCGGACACUGCAAGCAAUGGGCAGUAGCAUUGUAUAUUUUUACACUGGGGGGGGGGAAGGAAAAAAAAAGAAAAAAAAAAAAAAAAAAAGGAAAAAAACCCAACCCUGUAUAGGCUUCAUGGUACAACACUGGUCUACUUGCAAGUUUAUAAGGGUAUGCUCUGCUAAUAGGAAAUGGUCUUGGAGGGAUGUUUUUUAUUUGGGAGUAUGAUUUAUGGUUAUGAGAAAAAUGCUGGGAAGCAAAUAAUAUCUCCACUGAGAUGUGUGAGCCAUGAAACCUAGUGAUUCUGCAGAAGAGAUUUUCAGUUUCCACGGGGAGGGGCUUUUAUGUUAUGUUCAAGCCAUGAGUUUUCUUUCCCGUUACCUUGCCCGUGAGCUGUGCUGACCACCCCACCAACACGGGGACACUCCAACAGCAACCACUGCAGCUAAAACUCACCUUCAGAUGAUGAGGGAAUCGAAGCAUCAGAGAGCAGUUUUCAACCCGCAGAAACUGAGGGGAGUGAUUUAAUGAAAACUGAUCAGUUUACCCUGCAGGGUGGCUUUGGGGGAGGAUUCAGGGAUGGGAUGUGAGGAGGAGGGAUAACAGAAAUAGGAACUGUCAGCUUGCUUCCCUCUGCGCCUCAUUGUACUUUUGGUACUACUGAAGGCAACGUGAUGAGUCCCCCCCCUCUUCUAAUGCAUGUUUAUGUGAUUUUAUUUGAAAAACUUGGCAUGAAAUAUCCAGGCCAUUAGAGGAGGUACAAGCUGGCAAACAUUGGGGGGGGAAUGUGGGUGUGCUUUCAGCAGCCUGUGACUGUGGUCAGCUUGGACAAAAUAUGCAAAAUCUGCUCUGCAGGGGCAGAGAAUUAAUUACCUUUAUUCCCAUAGGAAGCAGCAACACUUCUAGAAAUUGUUGGUUUCUCUCAUGAAAUAUUUAGUAGCACUGAAGUCACUUGGUUUUAUUAAAAUAAUAGCUACAAUGACAGAAGAUAUUUUUUAAAGGAAACUCACUCAUUUUCUAGUCAUAGCUUUAAUUUGCCUAUUUCUUUUCA